CCACCUACGCCAGAGCGAAAGGUUUUUGUCUUGUUGCUUUGUUAUAGUUAUUCGAUUCUUGACUCUCUGUUCUGCGUCUGCGUCCCGUUCUCGUGGCUAAAAGAAAGGCAAUCUAGCGUAGUUCGUGCUCAAUCGUGAAUUCGAAGUAAAUUAAAAAUGUCUCGCAGCGCGUACCUGUUGUGUGUGAUCUUUUUAGGCGCCAGUUGCAUGGUUUUCAGUGCAAGUGCAGCGCGGAGUUACAGAAGGGGUUACAAGACCACGGAGCCGCCGACCACAACGCCGCCCCCACAGACGCCCAAGGAGUACCUGGACAGUCGGACAGGAAUCUCGACAUUCGGCAUAAUCGCCAUUAUCUUUACAGUUAUUGUACUUUGCCUGGUCUUCUACUACGGCAUCAUUUGCUACCCAUUGCUAUGUCGCGAUGAAAAGAAAUAUAGGUUUAUGGACGUGUCCUCAACGAUUACCGCCGCCACAUCGCGUUCCAUCCAAUCCAUAGAAAACUAUCCCGACCAGAAACACCACCAUCAACUGGCCUGAUUCGAGGUCUGGACACCCGUAUGAUUGUGGUUUAGCUGUACUUUAUUUAGUAACUCUAAAAAGACUUUUAUGCCAGCCAGAAACGUAAAUCUAUCAGUAAGACUACAGAUUCAAGGUCCUAAGCAAAACUGACAAGAAAAGUAUCAAACAUAGUUCUUAUAAUUUUGAAGCUCAUAUAAUCAUCGAGUUUAAAGUAAUUAGACCACUUGUUCCCUUGACCAAAACUUUUUUGAAUUAUUUAAUUUAACGAAGUCAUGGAAAUGGCACAAAUGUCAACCAUCUAAUUUUAAUUUUUUUUUGUCCAUAAAAACAAAAAUAGUUUUAUAAAUCCGUGUACUUACAAUGUUCUUAAUUCCUAAAAAAAAAAAAGAAAAUAUUUUUAAAACUUUCGUAUGAAAUGAAACAAUAUACAAUUUCUUGUCAGGUACACUUAGGACCAAUGCAAUAACCAGUUGAGGAGUUCACUGGAAAGGGAAUUAAUCAUUCAUAAUUGUAAAUUGGGUUUCCUACACAUCUCCGCCGUUUCUUUAUCUGUGUUUUUCUUAAUCCC
Molecule: messenger RNA, 1087 nt
Organism: Drosophila ficusphila
Lineage: Eukaryota; Metazoa; Arthropoda; Insecta; Diptera; Drosophilidae
Exons: 2
Coding region: 157-537 (126 amino acids)
Source: RefSeq, a predicted model, not a curated record